UUCCAGGGCAAUCACGUGAAUCGUGUAAGUGCUUCGCGAUUUUGAUUACUGUAUUUCUUCACAAAUGACUAUAUAUUUGGCCGUGGAUUCAUCCUUAUCAAUGCGAUUACCUGUUAACGAGAGUGAUGAGAUGUCGAGGCGGAUGGUUGCGUGCCAGUUGGUUUUAAAAACUAUCGAAAAGGUCCAUUCCUUGGAUAUGGAUCGUAAGAUUAAAUUGGUUGAUUUCUCCCACAAUUCAAAAAUUAUACCAUGCGACAUACGGAACAUUGAAGAUGCUGAAAAAAAUUUAAAUCGCAUAGAUGUAUCUGCCUCAGCUGACCUAAUCUCGCUGUUCUUACUGGUAAAGAUGGAGAAUGACGAUGAAACUAGCAUCCUUCUAGUGUUCACGGAUGCAUGCACUUUCACCCCGGAGGAGGUGAACUUGACGCAUCUACCAAACUGCACUGUCAAAUUUGUUUGUGUUUUGGAUGAAGUUUUAACGGACGAUAAUCAGAUUGCUCGAUUGUGGGCUAUUUCGUUGUUGACGGAAGGUUUCAAGGAGGAAUUUGAGUUUGAAGACAGUCGACCCUGGAUGCCGUAUUUCUUGUCCGAUUACGAUACCAUAGACAGUUAUAGUGAUGCUCUCGCGAAAGAUUUAUGUCCCGUACCAACAUUUUUGUUAAAAUGUGGCUUUUUAAAAGCAUAUUUCAAAACGCUACCAUCGGUCAACAACGAUGAUUGGAACACAGUUGUUGAAUUAAUUGGCUUCGUCCCCAUAAAUCAUUUAGCAAAUAUGCCAACCGCUCGACACCAUUUUCUUAUCUCACACUUGGACAGUGAAGACGUUCUAAACUUGAUGUGCUCCGCACUACGCUUAGAAGAAAGCGUAGCCAUCUGUCGCUUGAAUAAAAAUUUAUACGGCGCAUUAUAUCACAUUAGUGCAAAGGAAGAAGAUCCAUCAGUUUCUCGACUUGCAAUUGCAUCAUUCCCACCUGGUCCAAUGCCAGUUUCCUGGUUACCUCGAUUCACCACAUUGUCCUCUCAGAGCGUUGUGGAUGUUGAAAAUGAAGAGCAGCUGUUCUGUAUCAGGAAUGAUGGCCUUUCUAGGCCCUCAUAUUCUUCAAUACAGAGGACCUGUUGGUAUGAGGUUCAUGGAUUGCAAAGUGACAUGCAGAAAAUUGCUCGAUUACUAAAGAAGAUUCCUGAUAGGACGUUCUUAUUUUAUUCGGUAUCAAGGAAUAUCAUUGCAGACGUGGCAUUUUAUUAGAAACACUUCUUUAUUCGUAACUCUCUCGUCAGUGUUUGUUGUUUUCAGGAAUUAAAUAGGAUCCAUUCUUACUGCUGUGCCAUUGGUGCUGAAGAUGUUUUGGAAAAGUUAAUUCAAGUUUUGCAUGAAGAGAGUUCCGCACAAUCACCGCUGAUUGUUAAACAUUCCGUGUACGCGAAUGAAAAACUGAGGAUGUACGGUUUGAAGAAUUCAGCAGAAAUCCAACCCUUGCAGUAAAAGAUAAUGGAAGCACGCUACAUGGUGGUAUAUAUGUUUUUAUUGUUGCAUACAUUAAUAGUGUUUGUCGUUAUGGUUUUCAGAUACUUUUUCUUGUGAACAACUUCAUCUAUUUAUUCCUCUUUCUCUUUAAGAGAUCUUAUUAUACCUAAAAUCAUUGUAUGGAAAAACUAUGCUUUAGAAAACUCCUGUAUUUAUAUCAGUUUUAUUGUUAAUUAAGGCUUGGGUAAUUUUAUCGAGUAUCAAAAUGUAUUGACUAAAUCAUGAACUGUUGAGCGGAUUAAACGAAGUAUCAUUUUCCUUUAUUUGGUGUGCUUUAUAAUGCCCACAGUUUUGUUUUGUAUUUUUAUUCAUUUUGACAGUUUUUGCUGCAUUAUGCUGAAUGAAGUGAUCAAAUUAUGCGGAAUUUUUACUUGAGGUUUGAUUGGCUUUAAUAAAAUAAAUCAACGAAGACAUACGCUGGUUUAU
This is a messenger RNA of Loa loa (African eye worm), 1951 nucleotides long. RefSeq lists its product as hypothetical. The transcript has 10 exons. Gene Ontology annotation, biological process: snRNA 3'-end processing. The coding region runs from base 65 to 1246 and encodes 393 amino acids. Gene Ontology annotation, cellular component: integrator complex. NCBI's taxonomy places the organism in Eukaryota, Metazoa, Nematoda, Chromadorea, Rhabditida, Onchocercidae. The record is from RefSeq and is a predicted model, not a curated record.